UCGCGAGACUCCGUAGAAUUUCAGGAGCUUGUGUGCUCUCUGCUCCCUGCUCCCCUUCGCUCCGUUGGAAAAAGAAGAAAAUAGACCUAUUGCUGCUAACCAGGCUAGUUAUGGAACCAAUCCUAAAUACCACUUUUGCCCUCUGUGACUGACCUUGCUUUGCAAGAGGUGCAGCGUCUCUACCUGGGAAAAAACACGAAUCAUUUGGAUUUUCGGACUGGCUUUUUUUUAAAGUUAAGUUAAAGACGCGUUUCAGGAUUUCAUUACCUAGCCUAUCUGCGAGUCAGCUAACUGGGCUAACCAUAGCAAAAGAGCAGUGGAUGAACUUCGUAUGGACUGACUGCUGGGACUGGGAGAAAAGACUGCCGCGACUGGGAGAAAAGGCUGCUGUCUGCAUGCAAGCUUUCUUUUGGGUUGGGUCAUUCACAUGGGAUUCUGUAACUUGUUACUUAAUGGACACUAUCUCCUCGGAGCUUGAAGGUGAUAGCUGUGUGCAAAUGUUGUUUUUGUGGCGUACGCCAUUACGUUAUUGAUUUGGAAACCCGCUACCAAGCUAACAGGAUAUUAGCCACCUUUCUCAAUACUCCGCUUUGUGGUUGCAGGCCAUGGAUUGAAAAACAUUCAUCACUGACUGAGUGAUGAAAAGGCUGGCUUGAUGGCAGGUCAUUAUUUAUUGGGAAGCAGCGAUUGUAUACAACUAAACAGCCAAAAGAAGCGUUUGAUUUGAACCUUGUCAACGAAUAACUCAAUUUCUGUCUGGUCUUUGUACUUGAAAAUGCAUCGGAGUGCUGGAGCUUUUUCGAAGUUGGGAUAGAAGGGACGCACAAGAAAACAGCGGGAUAACGCCACUUUUGAUCAAAUCCUCCAGAGAAAUUACUCUAGAUAGUUUAAAAAGAGGUAAAAUAUAAUGUCUGCCGCAAAAGAAAACCCCUGUAGGAAAUUCCAGGCUAACUUCUUCAACAAAAGUAAAUGUCAGAACUGCUUCAAACCACGAGAGUUGCAUCUAUUAACGGACCAGGACCUGACCCAGGCUAAACCUAUUUAUGGUGGAUGGCUAUGCUUGGCCCCUGAGGGAACUGACUUUGACAAUCCUAUGCAGAGAUCCCGGAAAUGGCAACGGCGAUUCUUUGUGUUGUACGAACAUGGCUGUCUGCGUUUUGCACUGGAUGAAUCGCCAAGCACACUGCCUCAGGGCACAGUGAACAUGAACCACUGUACAGAUGUCAUAGACGCAGAGCCCAAGACGGGUCAGAAGAACUCCCUGUGCAUCAUCACCCCGGACCAGGAGUACUUUAUCAGAGGAGAGAAUAAAGAGAUAAUCAAUGGGUGGAGUGAACAGCUAGUGGUAUACCCCCGAACCAACAAACAGAACCAGAAGAAGAAACGCAAGGUGGAGCCUACGACCUCCCAGGAACCAGGUCCAGCCAAGGUAGCAGUGACCGGCUCUGGUAUCCCAGAGGCGGAGAUGGUUCCAGAUUCAAGCUCCAUUAUCUGGCAGGAAGAGCUGAACCAGAGAGAGGCUGAGGGAGCUGCUGUCUGGACUCCUGCUGACCUGCCUCCAGGAUCACCGCUGGGCCCCGCAGGUGACUGUGCACCACAGGGCUCUGAUGCCGGCUCAGUGAAUGGCGACGAGGUUGACCGGGGAUGCCUGGUGCUACAUGUCUCUGCGCCCCAGCCCCCCAGUGACCUGCUCUCCCCGACAGGCUCAUGCUCCAGCCUGGGAGGCGUCCCGCGCUGCCUCUCCCCAACCCCCAGUGACCCCUUCCCUUCAGGCAGCUCCCUGCUCUCUAACGGCUCCCACAUCAGUGGCUCAGUCAGCUCUCUGGAUUCGGACGCCAGUGGCAGCACCGACAGCCACCCGGCCAACCAGAGGGGCAGCCACUCCUACAGCCACCACGACACGCCUCGAUCCCGAAGGAUGGAGGCUGAGGCCAGAAAGGCUGAGAAGAGGAGCCGGUUUAAGAGCCCUGACAGGCAGGAGAGGGAGGCCGUCCUCAGCCCUGAGAGGAGUCGCUCCGGUGUUAUUGAGAAGUUGGAGGCCUUGGAUCUGGAGAAUCCAGAGAAAAUGGAGGUGGAGGACUUGGGGAUAAGUGGAGCCAGACAGGGCCGUAGUGAGCACAGGCGCUUUCACAAAGAGGAGCAGAGGCAUGACAUGGGUCAGGGUCUGGAUUUUCCCUCCACCCUGCCACCUCUGAGGAGAACCAAGUCCCUGGACAGAAGGACCACUGAGUCCGUCAUGACGCCGGAUUUACUGAACUUCAAGAAAGGUUGGAUGGUAAAGCUGGAUGAGCAAAGCCAGUGGAAGAAAUAUUGGUUUGUUUUGACUGAUCACAGCCUGAGAUACUACAAGGAUUCCAUUGCAGAGGAGGCCUCUGACCUGGAUGGUGAGAUUGACCUGUCUACUUGCUACAAUGUAACUGAAUACCAGGCUCAACGCAACUAUGGUUUCCAAAUACAUACCCAGGAGGGAGUGCACACUCUGUCGGCCAUGACAGCAGGAAUACGUAGGAACUGGAUCCAAGCAGUCAUGAAGAACGUCAGACCCUCCACGGCCCCUGAUGUGGCAAGCUCAACUGAGGAUCAUGGCUCCUCUCCUUUAGAUGGUCUGGUUAGGCCAGACAUCACCCAGGACUUUCUCUGUUCUGAGGCCUCAUCUGUGGAGAGAGAAUCCACUCCAGGUAUCAUAAAGAGCCGGGCACGUGACCGCAGAAGAGAAGGCCGCUCUAAGACCUUCGACUGGGCAGAGUUUAGACCCAUUGCUCAGGCUCUGGCUCAGCAGCGGGCUCAAGAGGCCGAGAGUCUCCAGCUAGACCUGGGAGAGCUGGAGCGCAGUCGGAGAAGAGAGGAGAGGCGGAAGAGGUAUGAGUCUGUGACUAGCUCACCAGUGGAGCAAACUUCCGUUAAAGAAGUAGGGAGGACAGACUGUGAGAGUGGAGAGGGAGUCGUCGAACAAACCGAUUCAUUAGCUCCCACGUCUUUGGAGAGGCAGCAGAGGGUGGAGGAGGUGAUUGAACAACACUGGCAACAGGUUGAGAAGACACCCAUACGGGAGGAGAGGAGGGUGCCUCUGCCCGCCACAGUGCAACCCAGAGAGGCUGUUGAGCUGGACCAGCUACUGGAGAAUUACAAACAAGGGAUAGAGGACCUGAAGGCACAGUUGGAGAGCUGUCACCAGCAGCUCCUUGACUCAAACAAGCACAAGCAGGAUCUGGAGCUCCAGCUGAGAAUGGCUCUUGAAAGAGAGCAGGGCAUCCGGACAGGUUACAUUUCUCCGCUGGAGCACCCUUUGGGUCUGGAGGCUGAUGUGACGCCCCAGACGAAGAGGCCCGAACUGGUUAGUUCUCAAGCACAGAGUUUAACAAAGAAGUACCAGGAGACCAAAGAGCUCCUAAAGCUGCAAGAGCUGAAAAAGCGCAAUAUGCAGGCACAGCUUGGCCUUUCGCUUUCUCACCUCCCCGUCAAGGAACCUUACUUUUCUGAACCCCCAAAUCUAUCCAUUCCGGAAAACCCUCCCACUGAACUUGUCCAAAAAACUGUUAGCUUCCUGCUCCAGGACAGUACAGAGUCAAUUCAAGAACUUGAAGACUUGAUAGCUGGUCAACCUCUGUCCCUAAAGGAGCUUGCAAAAUUAUUGAAAUUCCAUAGUUAUAAUGAAGAGAGAGCAGAGAAACAUCAACUUCAGAAGCUCUUGGAGACCUGGAAUUACCAGCAAGAGAUAGAAAAUGAAACAUUAAAAAAGAGUUUAGCCAGGGCAGGAGAAAGCAUCCAUGAGUACAAAGCCCGUCUUCUAACCAUGGAGGAUUUGGUGGGGAAGGUUCAGAAGCAAAGUUGUGAAAGCCUAAAAAGCCCCUACGGCACGCUUUCAGAAAUUGAAAACCAUUCAGAGACGAAUGAGGUGACAACUGCAAUGCUCUCUCACAGGGUUAAACUUUUAACUAGUGAAAAUGGGGCAUUGAAGCAACGUUGUCAGGAGAUAGUGAAUCAACUGACUGAGGCUGACAGAGAAAUUGACAGACUAAAAGUUGAGCUGAUCAGCCAGCAGGGCGGAAAACAGCAUCACCUGGUCAUGGAAGAGAUGAAAAUAAUGAAGGCUGAGCUGGCUGAAAACGAGGCAAACGCUAUAGACAGGGAGUAUUACGAGAGGGAGCUGAAUGAGAAAUCCUUGAGGCUUCAUGAAGCUCUGAUUACAUUAGAGGAGCUUGGUAACAGCCUAAAAGAUACUGAGAAGAAGCUGCAGUUGAAAGAGGCCACACUGAAAGGUCUAGGCUUUCACACAGAUUAUGAGGACAAGGAGUUACACCCAGAUAAAGAGCAACUAAAAGAGCUACUUGAAGCCUCACAAGCAAAAUUAUUUGAGAUGGAGGCAAACCUACGGUCUACAGAGCAGCGCUGUUUGGAACUAGAACUCAAGAACAGUGAACGUAUCACACUUAACCAGGAAUCUGAGAAAGUCGGUAGAGAGAAGCUAAGAGAAGCAGAAAACAAAAUAAGAAAGCUACAAGAGAAGUUAGAAAUAAAGACAGCCAGUGUUGAAAAGACACUUAGUGAGUGUGUUGAGGCAGGAGAGAAGCAUGUUAAUGAUAAAGGACUUAUAAAGCAAGUAGUAGAAGAGAUUGAGAUGAGGUCUGAGGCAAUUAAUCAGGUUUUAGAGAUGUUGGCAAAGGUAGAUGUUAAUGUAGAGAAAACGCUCAGUGAUUUAAAAAGCACUUUAUUUGGUUAUUCGAAAGAAGAGCCACUCUGUGUGAGUCAGUCAGACAUGAGGUUGGUAAUCGAGGGAGAGUUCUGGAGCCAGCUGUUGGGUUCAUCUGAAAUCAGAACCGAGGAAAACAGACACAGCUGUGAAAGACGUGUGGCACAACAGAUGAUGGCACAGAAGCACUUGAUGCUCUUGAUUAAGAGAACUUGUUCACAAGCAAAAGUUGAGAGAGAGGUUGUGACAGAGCAAGAUUUUGCAGCCAUGUACAGAUGGCUUGAUAACGAAACAAAUGAUCUCAUUCUUAAAGAGUUAACUGAGACCUUGGAAGCAAGAUCAAAUGGUUUGAAGCAGAUUGCAUCCAGUGUGAACUUGGCCAAAGAUGACCAACUUGUGUCUUUGGCUCUAACGAGCUUUGAUUUUGGUCAAGAACUGAAACAGUCCUCUGAACAUCUGUUUGAUGCCCUUAAAGAAGCCUACAUGUCUUAUGUGAUCACUAGGCUGAAAGUCCAACAUGAGAAAGAAUUAAAGCAAAAACAGAUAGAAGUUCAGAUUGGUAGCUUGGAUUGUUCAAAUUGUCCUAAAUUGAGAGAAGCCACCAGAGAUCUUGAGUCCAAACUGUCAGAUCUUCAGAAUCAACUAUCUGAGACUUCUUUGAAAACUGCCACAGGGCCAAAAACUUUGAUCCAGUUCGAUGGGGAGCCCAUAGACUCAUUGGAUAAAUGCACUGAGAAUGACAUGAUAGCCAGGCAUAGGAAGGAGCUACGAGAGGUCAAAGACAGCUACGAGCAGGAAGCUGAAAAGUUGAGGCAGGAAAUCGCUAAGGCCAGUGAAACACUGCGUGUCUGUUCAGAAGAAAAUGUGAAAGAGAUCGACUUGCUGACGAACUGCGUGGAGAAUCUGAAGAAGAAGCACGAGAUGGAGAGGACAAACCUCAUGGAGAGGUUUGACCGGGAAAUGGAAGAGCUGAGAAGCAUGAUGAGUCCGGCAAACCCUGACGAGGACAGACCAGUGCAUCAUGCCUUGGCCCAAACAUCCACCCUGAAGGAGCGCAUUCAAGAGCUGGUCAUCCAAGUCUCAGUCAUGACCCAAGAGAUGAGACGGCGCGAAGAGCAGGGAGAUAUUACGACUCUACGGCUGAAAUACGAGAAAGACCUGGAAAACCUGAAGGCCACCUGUGAGAGGGGCUUUGCUGCCAUGGAGGAGUCCCAUCAGAAGGUGAUAGAUGAGCUGCAGAGGAAACACCAGAGAGAGCUGGAGAACCUGCAGGAUGAGAAAGAGCGACUGCUGGCGGAGGAAACAGCAGCCACCAUUGCUGCAAUUGAAGCGAUGAAAAAUGCCCACCGAACAGAGUUGGAGAAAGAGCUGGACAAGGCUCGCAAGGCCAACAACAACACAGAAAAUGCAGAUAUAGAGGAGAUUCACAGACAGCAUGAGGAGGAGCUAUGUUCAUUCCAGCGAGAGAUUGAGGUGUUGUCGGAGCAGUAUUCCCAGAAAUGCCUAGAAAACGCCCACCUGGCCCAGGCGCUAGAAGCCGAGAGACAGGCUCUCAGGCAGUGUCAGAGAGAGAACCAAGAGCUCAAUGCACACAACCAGGAGCUGAACAACCGUCUCGCAGCAGAGAUCACCAAGAUGCGCUCCAUGACAUCAGAGGAUGGUGUAGGAGACACAAACACCACAAUACAAGGAAAAGAGCUCUAUGAGUUAGAAGUGAUGCUGAGGGUAAAGGAGUCAGAGGUCCAGUACCUGAAGCAGGAAAUCAACUCCCUGAAAGAUGAACUCCAAGCUGCCCAAAGAGACAAGAAAUAUGCAGCAGAUAAGUACAAGGACAUCUACACAGAGCUGAGCAUCGUAAAGGCCAAAGCAGAGCGAGAUCUGAGCCGGCUCAAGGACCAGCUGCAGCUGGCUCAUGAGGCACUUGGGGAGCCGUCGCUGGAGGAGGUGGAGCGAGGAGGAUAUGAUAUCAUGAAGUCAAAAAGCAACCCUGACAUCCUCAAGAUGGCAGCUGCUGCAGCCAAACGCUCAGAGCGCACCAUGAGGUCAAAGUCUGUGAUUCGAGACAUGCCCUGGGACAGUUAGGGCUGCUGAAGACGUGUAGGCCUCCUUCCCCUUCUCCUUUAGAGUCUGAAGGAAGGGCUGACAGCUGAGCAGAGACUCCACCUGUUUGAAAAUAAAGACACUAAGGAGUUUUGACAGCAACAGCAUCAUGUCUACUUAACUUGCUGCAUGUUUAGAAGCCCACUAUAUUUUAUCUCUGCAAAUACCUACGUAGUAACACUACACACUGGUCACAAAACACAGAUCAUAUAUUAUUAAAAAAACAUGGUAUGAAGUUUGAAUUCCAUGUCAAGAUAUUGCAUUCCAUGCACUUCAGUUAACUGUGACAUUUUUUGUAUUUUUUUUGCUGCCAUGUCUUACUGUAAAUACUGUUUUUAAUUGAGCAUUUGUCAUGCAUACACUAAAACUAUGACUGUGUAAGCUACUGUUUUAACUCCCUAGACUGUUGCUAGCUCAAAGCAUACAUGUGAUGUUUAAAGGCUACAUAUUGAUGAGUAAUACUUGCAUAACAAAA
Molecule: messenger RNA, 7265 nt
Organism: Sander lucioperca (pikeperch)
Lineage: Eukaryota; Metazoa; Chordata; Actinopteri; Perciformes; Percidae
Gene: mpripb
Product: myosin phosphatase Rho interacting protein
Exons: 25
Coding region: 908-6772 (1954 amino acids)
Biological process (GO): actin filament organization
Cellular component (GO): actin cytoskeleton
Molecular function (GO): actin filament binding
Source: RefSeq, a predicted model, not a curated record